UGAUGUUGUAUGUAGUUAUUUUUGUGAUUAGUGAAGAAAUAUUCGUAUUCCAAAUUAAGGUGAAUUAUGUUGAGAAAUAUUUUAAAAGGUUUUAUUAAUGUGCCAAAGUCGGAAUUUAAUUUGGCAAGAUUUAGUUCUUUUAGGACCUUGAACCAGAAAGAGAAUCAGCAACAAAAGGAAAAUGUUAGACCGAACUACGAAAAUCGCCAAAGAAAUUUAGAUUUGGCCUUCGAAACGAAUGCUAUCCUCUCGACCUAUCCAGAGAUCCACGAAGAACUUAUAAACGAACAGUUGAUAUACCACCAAAAUUAUCCAGAUCUGAAACUCAGAUUUUCAAAAUUACUCGACCAUCACCUAAAACUAGAUCCUAAAUAUUUGGCUAGAGCAAUAUUUAUGGUCCAUGCUUACCGACUUUUAGAAAAGCCAUCAGUUCUCAAUCAAAGCAACCUGAAAAACGCUUACGUGCUAGGAUGGUGUCAUAAAAUGCAUGAUGCCUCCCUUUUACUGGACGACGACAUAGCAGAUGCUGCUGACACCAGGUAUAAUAAACCAACAUGGCACACUCUUCCAGAUGUAGGUGUCAACCAAGCGAUUCUUGAUGCAGCGUUUUUAGAAACGGGUGCUAAUAUCCUCAUAUUAAACCACCUAUCCUCUCAUCCACAAUGUAUUAAUAUCCUAAAAUCAAUUUUGAAAUCGUUCUCAAUCACGAACGUGGCUCAAAUAUUCGAACUACAACAGUUCAAAAUGGAGGAGGUAGAGAAGUAUCAAAAUUUUAUAAAGUUUUACCAUUAUAACCUACCUUUGAUUAAAUCUGCCCUUUAUUUGGCGAACAUUGAUGACGAAAGUAUCCAUGCUAUUGCUGAAGAAAUUUGUCUUGAGAUUGCAGUGUUUCAUAAAAUUCAUGAUGAUGUGACUUGUGUAUUCAGCCCAUUCUCCGACAUACAAAAGUCCUGCACUGAUAUAUCCGAAGGAAGACCAACCUGGCUUGCCGUAGAAGCUUACAAAAGAGGGAAUCAAGAACAAAGAAAAAUAUUAGAGAACCAUUAUGGUGUCAACAACAAGGCAUCAGUUGCAGAAGUUUAUAAAGUUUUUACACAGUUAAAGCUAAAGGAAGCUUAUGACGAAUUAAAGGAAGAUUUUUAUGAAGACAUGCAUUUUAAGAUACAUAAUAAAUUACCCAAAUGUAUACCUCCAAAAUUAUUUAUAGAUUUACUAGAUUUUGUUGUAAAUGACAGAUUUAAGCUUUAAUGUUAUAAGCUUUAAUGAUGUAAUGUCAUAUAACUGGAGAAAAUAAAGAACUGUUAAUUUAA
Molecule: messenger RNA, 1310 nt
Organism: Diabrotica virgifera virgifera (western corn rootworm)
Lineage: Eukaryota; Metazoa; Arthropoda; Insecta; Coleoptera; Chrysomelidae
Product: farnesyl pyrophosphate synthase-like
Exons: 4
Coding region: 67-1248 (393 amino acids)
Biological process (GO): trans, trans-farnesyl diphosphate biosynthetic process
Cellular component (GO): cytoplasm
Molecular function (GO): dimethylallyltranstransferase activity; (2E,6E)-farnesyl diphosphate synthase activity
Source: RefSeq, a predicted model, not a curated record